Phoenix dactylifera (date palm) is the source of this 1277-nucleotide messenger RNA. Its product is annotated as transcription factor MYB4-like. The record is from RefSeq and is a predicted model, not a curated record. Lineage: Eukaryota; Viridiplantae; Streptophyta; Magnoliopsida; Arecales; Arecaceae.
UGACGCCUCCUUGGACCAAUUUCCCCACGUUGCCGCUUGGAGCCCCAGAAUAAAAUAGCCGAGGGGUCUCCCGGCUUUUGUUGUGCAGCCAGGGUUGCAUCGGAGCGAGAGAGCGAGAGAGAGCCAGAGAGGGGUGGUGGUGGUGGUGGUGGUGGAAGGAGGAAGACGAGCUGGAGUUGGGAUCUUCAAGGAGACAGGUAAAGAAGAUGGUGAGAGCUCCAUGCUGCGAGAAGAUGGGUCUGAAGAAGGGCCCCUGGACUCCGGAAGAAGACGAGAUUCUGGUUUCCUACAUCCGGAGUUAUGGCCAUGGCAACUGGCGCGCUCUCCCCAAACAAGCUGGUCUAUUGAGGUGUGGGAAGAGUUGCAGGCUCCGAUGGAUAAACUACCUCCGACCGGAUAUUAAACGAGGGAACUUCACCAAGGAAGAAGAAGAGACCAUCAUCAAGUGGCAUGAAAUGCUUGGAAAUAGAUGGUCUGCAAUCGCAGCGAUGCUACCUGGAAGAACAGAUAACGAGAUCAAGAAUGUAUGGCACACCCACCUGAAGAAACGAGUGAAUCCAAACCAGUCAGCCCAAAAUCCGAAGCGAAAGGCCCAGAGUGGUGUCAAGACAGUGAUGGAAGUCGGACCCACGAAGUUGCAGGCGAUUCCCCUUGCGGCCCACCCGAAGUUGGAAAAUCCGAGCCAAGAUCUUGUGUCCCCGUCGCAGUCUUGUAGCGAAAUCUCCUCCUCGGCCGCCACCAAUGCAUCCACCAUGACAGGAGAAAUUAACGAUGCAGGAAUCAAAGAAGGGUGCAUGCAAUCUUCGGAGGAACUCUUGAAAAUUGACGCGAGUUUCUGGUCAGAAGCAUUAUCGAUCGACGAUUGUGGCAUGCCGAUGGAUUGUAACAUGUCAGCCGGUCCUCCUCCUACCUCUCUUGGCGAUCCCUUCUCAUCUAGCCCAUCCAAUUUCGAUAACGAUGACAUAAAUUUUUGGUUGAAGGUUAUCAUGGAAGCAGAAGAUUUUCAGGAAUUGCUUGAGAUCUAAGAGGAGGCCCUUGGUAGUUAUAAAAUUAUAAUGAUUUUUUGAAUAAUGGGAAAUUUGGGACUAGAAGAAAUAUGCAAAUAUUCUCUAGUCAUACACCAAGCGGGAAGUCAUAGGCGGAUUCCAAUUUUGUGUAAGCACCCUACGUAGAUUGGAAGGGUUGCAGACAAACAUUGUAGAAGGGAGAGAAAGACAUCUGAAUGAUAUUCGAUAAUCUAAUAUUGAUUUUAUAAGAUUUGAACCCAUGGUUGUAUA